AUGGCCCGAGUCGCUCGGACGGCGGCGGUGGCUACUGCAGCAGCAGCAGCAGGCGCAGCAGGCGCAGCAGCACGCGCAGCAGAAGGACGCAGCUUCCCGCAGUCCCCAGAGCCCAUCGAACUCGGCACUGUGUCUUGGGACUUUUACGGAAAUACCCUCCAGAGGGGCCCCCGGGGGGGCCUCCGCAGCACCACUGCAGCAUUUCUAGCGUGGCUGUCUUUGAGUGUUGCUGCUGGCUUUGUUGCUGGGGCCGUCACUGCGGAGAGCCUCAUGCAGGCCCUCACUCUUCAACGGGAAGCAGCAGCAGCAGCAGCAGCAGCAGAACUCGGCUUUGCUGCAGCAGCAGACGACGAAGCAGCAGCAGACACUGACGACGAACUUGCCCCAGAAACGCACGACACUGCAGCAGCAGCAGCAGCAGAUCUGGAAUUCGCAGACGCAGAAGCAGAAGUUGCUGCAGCAGCCGAAAUACACGCAGCAGCAGCAGCAGCAGCAGCAGACAGGGACCCCGAAGAAGAAACAGCAGCAGCAGAUCUAGGCUUUGCAGAAGCAGACGUUGAAGAUGCAGCAGCAACACAUAUAGGCGCUGCAGCAGCAGGACCAGACGCAGCAGCGGGAAGACGCGCUGCAGCUGCAGCAGAAGCAGAGAAAAAGGGUGCAGCAGCAGCAGCACUGGCAGCAAAAGAAGCAGCAGAUGAAACGGCAAGUGAUCGAAAGGCAGAAGCCAAAACAAAAGCGAAAGAAGCAGCAGCAGCAGCAACAGCAGCUGCAGCAGCAGCAGAAGCUGAAGCUAAACGCGCGAGAGACACAGCGGCAGAGGAUAAAGCAGCAGCAGCAGCAGCAACGACAGCAGCCAACGCGGCAGCAGCAACAGGAGACCGAGCAGCAGCAAAAGCAGCAGCAGCAGCAGAAGUAGCAGAAACAUCAGAAGCGACAUCGCCAUCUUCAGGAUAUUUUAAGAUAUCAACAAUAUCUCUAGCAGCAGCAGACGAAGCAGCAGCAGCAGCAGCAGCAGCAGCACCAAAGGAAUCAUCAGAAGCAUCAUCCCCAUCACCAGGAUAUUUUAAAAUAUCAACAAUAUCUUUGGCAGCAGCAGAUGAAGCAGCAGAAACAAAAGCAGCAGCAGCAGCAGCAGACAAAGCAGCAGAGCCACCAUCAGGGUAUUUUAGAAGAUCGACAGUAUCUCUAGCAGCAGCAGACGAAGCAGCAGAAGCAGCAGCAGCAGCAGCACCAGCAACAGGAUAUUUCAAAGUAUCAACAAUAUCUCUAACAGAAGCAGAUGAAGCAGCAGCAGCAGCAGCAGCAGCAAGAGCAGCAGAUGGCACAGCAGAAGCAGCGGCGCCUGCCUCAGGAAAUUAUAAGAUGUCAACAAUGUCUCUAGCAGCAGCAGACGAAGCAGAAGAAGCAGCAGCAGCAGCAGCAAGGGCGGCAGCAGCAACAGCAGACAAAACUCCAGAAGCAGCGGAGCCAACAUCAGGGUAUUUUAGAAGAUCAACAGUAUCUCUAGCAGCAGCAGAUGAAGCAGCAGCAGCAGCAGCAGCAGCAGAGCCAACAUCAGGGUAUUUUAGAAGAUCAACAGUAUCUCUAGCAGCAGCAGAUGAAGCAGCAGCAGCAGCAGCAGGAGCAGCACCAGCAGAGCCAUCAUCAGGGUAUUUUAGGAGGUCAACUGUAUCUCUAGCAGCAGCAGAUGAAGCAGCAGCAGCAGCAGCAGCAGCAGACGAAGCAGCAGCAGCACCAACCCCAAUAUCAGGAUAUUUUAAAAGAUCAACGGUAUCUCUAGCAGCAGCAGACGAAGCAGCAGCAGCAGCAGCAGCAGCGCAGGCCUCAGAAUAUUAUAAGGUGUCAACAGUGUCAUUAUUUAUAGAAGACGGAGCAGCAGAUGGAGCAGCAGCAGCAGCAGCAGCAGCAGAAGCAAAAGCGAAAGGCUCCGCGGGUUAUACCCUGGCAGCGCCCUGA
This is a messenger RNA of Eimeria tenella, 1956 nucleotides long. RefSeq lists its product as uncharacterized. The coding region runs from base 1 to 1956 and encodes 651 amino acids. The transcript has a single exon. The record is from RefSeq and is a predicted model, not a curated record. Lineage: Eukaryota; Apicomplexa; Conoidasida; Eucoccidiorida; Eimeriidae.